AUAUAAUAAAUGGUAAAUAAUGCUUCUUGGUAACAUGUUAGGACUACCAGAAUUAGCAAAAUAUUCAAGUUAUCUGGCGAGUUGAAAUAACCUUUCGUGUGUUGGUUUGCGAACUUGAGCAAUGGCAAAAUAUUCAGUUCGUUGAUUGUGUCCAUUAUCAGGUGAAAGGAGAAUAUCAUCGCGGCUACACGCCCACAUUAAUGUGUUUCAAUACUUGAAUUUAUAAGACGCGUCCUGGUCCGCAUACUUAAUUUAGUUAUUGUUUAUUUACACACUUAAAUGGAAUGUACCCAUAAUGCUUUGUAUUGUUAUUAUAUAUGUAGUUCGUACUGAGUUCUAUCACUUAAAAGCUGAAGCCAACUUUAUACAUUUUUGUACAUGGUGUCAGAUGUGGGAACGUGUGCAUUACAUGUAUGCAUAUUAUUUGCAAAACUUCUGUUCGAGGAACAAGAAUCCACUUAAUAAUAAAUACACUAGUCUCCGUUGUUUCGCCUUCUAUGAACGAGUUUCACCGGUGUACAUGAGGUCAAUUGGUACUUUUAAAAUGUAAACAAUAACAUCAAGUCAAAUAGUUAUCGAAUAUUGGUGUUCCUGAUGGAUAAUGGAGUACAGAGUUACAUGAAAUUCACACAACCUUAUUAAUAGAGUCAUGUCAGCACAGCUCAGGCAGUCAGCCAGGAAAAGGAAAAAUUUGCCAAUAGUGGCUGCUGCAUCAGCAAGGGAAAAGGCUAACCAGAGAGUACCUGACACUAUGUCAGUAACUGCACCACAGUUGCCUACAGUUGAUACUGGUACACCAUUCAUACCCAUUACAAGUUCUACUGGUACAUACCCAAUGUUGUUUUCACAGACAGGGGCAGGCAUAUAUACCAAUACAAGCACAGGGCCAGUCGAUUUGAAGAGCACCGCUAAUACCCUUUUAUACUCAAGAGUACCACUACCAGACCAAAGAGUGUGCAACACUGUAAAUAGUCAAGAUCCUCCAGAACAUUCCUUAGGAUUAUCAGAUUGGACGGUUCCAUGGUUUAAAAUUCGUCUGCAGAAAAAUUAUUCAAAUAUCAUUACCAGUGUAAAGCAUGAUACAAUAGUAGAUCAUUUGAUAUCAUGUGAUGUAUUGACAUUUGGUGAUUGUCAAAAGAUAAAUGCGUGUCCAUCACAAGAACAAAAGAAUAGACAGUUAAUGGACACACUUUUGCAUGGAAAUGAAAAUGGAUUUACCGAAUUUCUCAACGCUCUACGAAAUGACUCAGCAUAUACAGAUCUAGCAAAUAGAAUAGCAUCCACAGAAGUUACAAGCACAGAUAGAUCAAAUAUUCAGAGUUGCUACAAUAUAAAUAAAAAGGAAAUAUGGGCUGAAUGUACAAGAGACAACAACCCUGCUGCCCAAAAAAACUAAAGAGAAUUAGAGGCGAAGAAUUGUUCAGGGAAAUAUCCUUUUGGGUAAAACUGUUGUUCAUUUUAACUAUACAAUAUGGGUUUUGCCCAUUUGUUAAGGUCAUACAGUGACUUCUAGAUGCUUACAUUUACUCAAUUUGUUAUUUGGUUGAUAGUUGUCUCAUUGACUAGCAUACCACAUCUUCUUAUCUUUAAUUUAUCUUGCACUUCAAUAAUGCAAUUUAGGUACAUAUGUAUAACUGGUGAAUAAUAAAGCCAGUGAUUUUCUUAGGUCAAAUUGAUUAACACGUUUUAUUAAUUUGUUUCACUGAUGAAAUGAUUUUUUUCUAUUUUUUUUUAUUUUGAACAUUUUGUCUUCUUACGGACUUGUAUAGAUUGUUACGGUAUGGACUUUGGUCAUUUAUGAAAACUGCAAGGUCAUAUGUAGCUGGUCGAAUCUUUUGGUUGGUCUGUGGUUUAUAGAAGUUAGUUUAUUGACCUUGAAAAUUAUACCACUUUGACAUAGUUUGAGAUAAGAUCUUCCAUCACAUAAUUGUUUUUCGUUUAACUUGAUUAUCUUACAUAAGGUCAUACAAAUUACAUGUUGUGAUUUUUU
Molecule: messenger RNA, 1990 nt
Organism: Mytilus trossulus (common blue mussel)
Lineage: Eukaryota; Metazoa; Mollusca; Bivalvia; Mytilida; Mytilidae
Exons: 3
Coding region: 650-1396 (248 amino acids)
Biological process (GO): regulation of apoptotic process
Molecular function (GO): death domain binding; protease binding
Source: RefSeq, a predicted model, not a curated record